AACAAUUUUUCUUUGCAUUACAAAAUUCUCGCAAAACAAAAUGGUUUCAAUCAAAAUUGCACUAUUUCUUUUGUGUCUCAUGGGGUUAGCCCUCGUCUUCCCCUCCCAUGCACAAAACUCCCAUCAGGACUACAUCAAUGCCCACAAUUCAGCUCAUGUAGCCGUCGGUGUUGGGCCUGUGACUUGGGACAACACGGUAGCUGCCUUUGCACAAAACUAUGCUAAUCAACGUAUCGGCGAUUGCACUAUGGUCCACUCCGGUGGUGGUGGGAAAUACGGUGAGAACAUUGCAGGGAGCAGCGCUGACCUUUUGGGAAUGGAUGACGUGAAAAUGUGGGUCAAUGAGAAGGCCAAUUAUGACUACAAGUCUAAUACUUGUGCUACAGGCAAGGUUUGUGGCCACUACACUCAGGUAGUUUGGCACAACUCCGUUUGCAUUGGGUGCGCCAAGCUGAGGUGCAACAAUGGCGGAACUUUCAUCGGUUGCAACUAUGCUCCCCCAGGCAAUUACGUCAGGCAGAAACCUUAGUAAUUAAUUAGUAUU
This is a messenger RNA of Pistacia vera, 544 nucleotides long. Its product is annotated as pathogenesis-related protein 1-like. The coding region runs from base 41 to 529 and encodes 162 amino acids. Gene Ontology annotation, cellular component: extracellular region. NCBI's taxonomy places the organism in Eukaryota, Viridiplantae, Streptophyta, Magnoliopsida, Sapindales, Anacardiaceae. The transcript has a single exon. The record is from RefSeq and is a predicted model, not a curated record.